AUGGCGGACGUGAACCCGAAGGCGUACCCGCUCGCGGAUGCGCAAUUGACGAUCACCAUUCUGGACAUCGUCCAGCAGGCGUCGAAUUACAAGCAAUUGAAAAAGGGCGCGAACGAGGCGACGAAGACGCUGAACCGCGGUAUCUCGGAAUUUGUCGUGCUCGCGGCGGAUACGGAACCGUUGGAGAUUUUGCUUCAUCUCCCGCUGCUCGCGGAGGAUAAGAAUGUGCCGUACGUCUUCGUGCCGAGCAAGCAAGCGCUCGGACGCGCGUGCGGUGUCUCUCGACCGGUGAUCUCGUGCUCGGUGACCACGAAUGAGGGUUCGCAGCUGAAGCAACAGAUUCAAAACUUGAAGGAUGCGAUCGAGAAGUUGCUCAUCUAA
Ostreococcus tauri is the source of this 381-nucleotide messenger RNA. Its product is annotated as Ribosomal protein L7Ae conserved site. Lineage: Eukaryota; Viridiplantae; Chlorophyta; Mamiellophyceae; Mamiellales; Bathycoccaceae. The record is from RefSeq and is a predicted model, not a curated record. Gene Ontology annotation, cellular component: U4/U6 x U5 tri-snRNP complex; small-subunit processome; box C/D methylation guide snoRNP complex. Gene Ontology annotation, molecular function: RNA binding. Gene Ontology annotation, biological process: mRNA splicing, via spliceosome; ribosome biogenesis; maturation of SSU-rRNA. The coding region runs from base 1 to 381 and encodes 126 amino acids. The transcript has a single exon.